UGCUCUUGCAGUUUAGAGUUUUCGACUUAGUAGUUAUUGAAACGGCAAGAAGGCGACUUACAGGUGGGUUGGACACUUCAUUCGUGAGUCAAGUCCCGGAAAAGACAGGCCGUAAUAAAACAACUUUUUCUGUUUAUGUGUUGGUAUAAUUUUUAUUUUAAAGUUUUAUUAUACGUUUGAUAACGUUUAUUUGCUUGACCUCGAAUUGGGUAGAUAUUUUGUACUUGAUGAAAAUUUUUAUUCGUGCCAUGUCGGCAAAGAAAUUUUUUAACCUAAGCAGGUAUGACUUUUUGGGUUUCGACUUGGACAACACACUGUGCAUGUACAAGUUAAAUUAUUUAAUAAACAGUCAAUACGAUUUCAUGUCCGCUUUUCUGUCGAAAGAGAAGAAUUACAAAGAUAUUCAAAGGAAAAUAACCGUUGAGGACUACAAGUUCCUGGGUCGUGGUAUAAUGAUGGACGUGAAGCGAGGUAAUCUGCUGAAGACUGACCAGAAAGGCUCCAUAUACAGAGCCACGCACGGGACGAAUGUACUUGACGAAAAGGAAAUCGAACGGAUUUACGGACCGGAGAAAAAAUGGACGCACGUUUUGGACAUUGCCAAAGAAAGAAGGAUGGUUUUGGAAGGAGGAGAUUUAUCGAAGACAAAUGUUUACACGUCUUCUGAUUUUACAGACAUCUCUCUUCCUCUGGUGUAUGCUAAAGCGGUUGAUUCGUGUCCAGGCAAUGUAGAAGAGGCAUGGCCAGAUACAAUUAACUCUUUGAUCACUAUGUACAAUACUGGAUCGAAUUGGAAGAAACAUUUGGUGGACAACAUUGAUUUAUUUGUUUACAGAAGGGACCAGAAAAUAGCAGAUUGGCUCAAGUCACUUAAAGGUUCAAAAUGUACAGGUGUGAUCACGUCAUCAGAUGCAGUAACUGCUGAUAGAGUUGGGUCUACCGGCUUGGGACCACAGUGGAAAGAUCUUUUUCACUUUAUCGUCUAUUCGGCACACAAGCCUACUUUUUUCGAAUGCACCACACCAUUCAAGAGCGUCAACUGUCCGUCAGAUUGCCAGAACAAACCUUUUGAUUUGGCUGGAGAAUACACAGGUGGAUCUUACUGUGAGAUAGAAAAGCAACUGGCUAAAAAGUUAGGAAGGCAACCUGUUUCAGUAUAUUUCGGUGACAGCGUACUCAGUGACUUGUUGUUAAAUUCAGUCGACACUGUCGCCAUCGCUGAAGAAGCAAAAGCUGAAAAUAUUUUCAAAGGAGAACAUCCUCACAAAGACGUACUCUUGUCAAGCCUCUGGGGAUCUUUCUUUUAUGGAGGGAGCAACAAGACGGUUUUUGGAGAUUUGAUUUCAAAUACAAACUUUUGUAUUCCCGAUCUUGAAUAUUUUAGCCAUUACCCAUUGGAUUUUUCCCAUGUACCUUUUUGGGGAAAAAAUUCAAAGGAUAAUCAGCAAUCUUCAUAAAUUGUUAACCAAGAAGUCAAUUUUAUUAUGUACAUGUAACUAAUAUUAUUUAAAUUCAUACAUUGAAAUUGUAAGUUUUUAUUAUAAGGAUUAUUAUAUAUAAUGUUUAAAAACAAAUUCAAAUAAUUUUUUAUAGUAAUUAUACCUGUGUUUGUUUGAUAUGUAAGAAAUUUAAAUGUUUUAUUAUAGUAAUUAUACCUGAGUUUAAUAUGUAAGACUAUCAAAUUAUCAUUGUAUCUUGUUUUAUAAACAAAUAAACUAUUUUAAUUGGUCAGCUUA
Messenger RNA from Cimex lectularius (bed bug), 1736 nucleotides. RefSeq names its product 5'-nucleotidase domain-containing protein 1-like. Gene Ontology annotation, molecular function: 5'-nucleotidase activity. Bases 228 to 1457 code for a protein of 409 amino acids. Lineage: Eukaryota; Metazoa; Arthropoda; Insecta; Hemiptera; Cimicidae. The record is from RefSeq and is a predicted model, not a curated record. The transcript has a single exon.